Molecule: messenger RNA, 7926 nt
Organism: Lethenteron reissneri (Far Eastern brook lamprey)
Lineage: Eukaryota; Metazoa; Chordata; Hyperoartia; Petromyzontiformes; Petromyzontidae
Product: IgGFc-binding protein-like
Cellular component (GO): extracellular matrix
Source: RefSeq, a predicted model, not a curated record
ACCUGCCAACUCAGGUAACUCUUACGCGUCUUCACGCCGCGUCUCCCUCUGACCCUGUCACCCAUCCCACGCGCGCACGCGCCUGUGUGACCGACGGCUCCACGGUGGUCACCAUGAGGCUUUCGUCGAGCCUCCACCUGGGGCCUCUUCUCCUCCUCCUCCACCUCGUCGUCGUCCUCCUCCUCGUACUCGUCCCACCGGGAUCCGAUGCCACUCACCUGCGCGGUGGAACCAUCUCGUGGAAGCAGUCGGAGGGUGACCAGUAUCACUUCUACUACAUGCUCGCGUGGCGACGAAACUCUGGCGAAGGCGGGACGUGCGUGGACGCCGACAUCGCCUCUGGCAAGUCGUUCACCUCGUACCAGAGGUGGCGCUGCACCGAGAGCUGCUCGUCCACCUACUCGCUGUCCUACUCCUGCAUCGAGCAGAACCAGAACUCCAACUGGAUGAUCGGCUCGUCGGCGUUCGACUUCAACGUCCCGCCCACGGCGCCCAGUGUCAUCGCUUUCCGCGACUGCUGCUGGGUGAACGUCCUGGUGUGGAGGGUGAACAACCAGAUUGAGGCGUCCGAGUGGGACUGGUCACUCAUCACUGUGCUCAACCCGGGCGUACGCAGCGACACGGGGGCUCCCAACGUCUCGCCCGUCACCGCCUCCAAGCCGCUCAUUAGGCUGAAGGCCGGCUGCACCACGGUGUGGCAGAUCCCGGUGUACGAUGCCGACGGGGACACGGUGCGGUGCCGCUACGCCGAGAAGGGAACGCGCGACGAGUGCGGAGGCAUCUGCGGGGUCGCCCCCUACGGAGUCCUCGACGAGGCCGCCUGCCUCAUCACCUUCACGGUGCCCCCGGACGCUGACGGACUCUGGGCCCUGGCCCUGAUGAUCGAGGACUCCGUCAACUCGUCGCUGACCAUCGGCUCGGCGAGCUUCGCUCCGGGCGACGCUCUGUCCAGCAUCCCUCUGCAGGUCCUCCUCGAGUUCGAAGCUGCCGUCUCGUGCCUGAUGCCGACCUUUGUGGGCGUCACGCCCACCAACGGGCAGUCCUACGUGGUGACGCAGGGAAUCCUCUUCGAGCUGCCCAUCGACAUCUCCGUGGCGACCGAUUCGGCAGCGACCGUGACGAUCCCUCGCCUGGGCACAUUCGCUCCGUUCGGCUUCAACAAGGACCCCAUCACGGUGGACGCCACGAACCCGCAGCUGUUCCACACGCGCCUCACGUGGAUGCCCACCAACAAGGACGUGCGCACCCACCAGGUCUGCUUCUACGCCUCCGAGAGCACCACGCAGGAGACGGAGCUGCGUUGCGUGACCGUCAGAGUCUCACCCACCGUGGAGCCAACUGCUUACGCCCACAGCACCCCGCUCACUUUCAACAACGUGGCCAUCGGAUGGACCGUCACCUUCUCAGGAGAGGUCGCCCUUCCAUCGGCGAGCGGCGCCUUCUUCCGCUUCUUCGAGGUGCGGGGCGACCACGAGGUCUUCAAGGUGGACGGGACGAGCGCCACGCUGCUGUCGGGCAACACCCAGGCGCAGUUCACGACCCCGGCGUCGGUCUUCAACGGAGGCGUGGAGCACUACAUCACGGUGGACGAGGGCGCCAUGAGGGGCGUCGUCGGCGGCGUGGCCGUCACCAACACGAACGCGCGCGUCAAGAAGGACUGGCGCUUCCGGCUGCAGAAGAAGGUCUACGCGUGGUGCCACGGUGUGGGCGACCCUCACUACCGCUCCUUCGACGGCAACCACUUCAACUUCAUGGGCACGCGCACCUUCGUCCUCGCCUCCAACUGCAUCUUUAACCUGCCGACGCCGUGGCGCGUCCUCGCCAAGAACGAGCACAGGCGGCGCGCCGACGUGUCGUGGACGCGCGAGGUGCACACCGAGAUCUACAACCACACCAUCUCCUUCAUCCGCGACCGCAAAGUCCUGCUCGAUGGCCUCGUCGUCAACGUGCCCUACUACGACCCGGCGGAGAGGUUCCGGAUCACGCUGUCCAAGAACGACUUCCUUCUCUGGACCAACGCCUUCCUCAGCGUCUCCUACAAUGGAAUCAGCCGCGUGGAGGUCCACCUCCUCAACUAUGACGUCUACUACAACUCCGUGUGCGGCCUGUGUGGGACGUGGAACAACGACCCCAACGACGACUUCCUGACGCCCAACCUCACCCUGGCGGCCACCGCGGCCGAGUUCGGCAACAGCUGGGAGCUGCCCGAAAAGAAGAUCACGGAAAGCGGGAGCAGCGACACGGGCGCCUCCGUCGGCGUCGUCCUCGACCCCCAGCGGCAGAUCAAGGCAGGCUUCAAUGACAACUGCGGCCUCCUCAAGGACCCGGCGAGCCCCCUGGCCCCGUGCUUCGGCACCGUUGACCCGGCGCCGCACUACACCGACUGCGUCUACGACCUCGUGCUCGCCAAGCUGGACGUGGCCGUGCUCUGCCAGGCGGUGCAGACUUACGUGAAGCUCUGCUACGACCAGGGUGUCACCUUCGCGCCCGACUGGAGGAACACCACCAAGUGCCACGUGGACUGCGGAGCGAGCGCGGCCUUCAAGGACUGCGGCAACGCGUGCCCGGCCACGUGCUACGACCCCAGCGCCCCAGCGGACUGCGCCGACCCGUGCGGCGAGACCUGCGAGUGCCUUGACCCGACCCACGUGUGGAACGGGGAUGAGUGCGUCGCCCCGGCGCUGUGCGGCUGCAAGGACAACGACGGCAAGUACUACAAGGUGGCCGAUGUGUUCUGGAAGAACGGCUGCUCUCUUCAAUGCACGUGCGUGUCCUCGGGCAACAUCCAGUGCCAGAAGAACCCUUGUGACCUGACCCUGAACUACUGCGGCGCCGGGCCCCAGGGAGACUACGGCUGCCAGCCCAAGAUCUUGGAGUGCACCGCGUGGGGCGACCCCCACUACACGACGUUCGACGAACGCAAGUUCGAUUUCCAGGGCACGUACACGUACGUGCUCACGCAGCCGUGCUCGGGCGCCGACUGGAGCGUGAAGGUGAAGAACGAGCACCGUGCGGGCAGCUGGGUCGUGGCGUACACGCGCGAGGUCACCGUCGAGCUGUACGGCCAGCGGGUGCUGCUCGCUGUUGGCUCCCACGUCUACCUGAACGACGUCCAUCUUCGCCUGCCGUUCUACUACGGCGGCGGCGGCGUCGCCGGUGGCGCAGGAGGUUUCUCGGUGACGCGCGACGGGGGCUUCAUGCGCGUGGCGUCCGACUUCGGCCUCGAGGUCCUCUACGAGGGGAACUACCACGCCAGGGUCAAGCUGCCCACCACCUUCGCGUCGUCGCUCUGCGGCCUUUGUGGCAACAUGAACGGCGCCAGCGCUGACGACUUCACGCGCCGGGACGGCUCGCAGGCAUCCGGCGCCACCGACUUUGGCAACAGCUGGAAGGUGGAGGAGCCGGGCAUCGUGGACACGGGCUUCGACGACAUCGGCCACCCCGUGGUCAUUGACCCAGUGGGCUCCGGCGUGGCGGCCCAGCCGACCUGGUGCGGCAUCCUCAAGGACCCGCUGGGCGCCUUCGCCAGCUGCCAGGCGUCCGUCGACCCCGAGCCGUUCUUCGCCAACUGCGUCUUCGACCUGGUGCUGCUGCAGUUCGACCCGGUCGUCCACUGCAAGGCGCUGGAGGCGUACUUUGCCGCCUGCGUCAAGGCCGGAGUGGCCACCCAGGAGUGGAGGAGCUCCACCGUCUGCCCAGCCCCGCAGUGCCCCGCCAACAGCCACUACUCGUAUUGCGCUCCGCCGUGCCCCGUGUCGUGCGUGGACGGCGCCGUCGAGGGCCAGUGCCAGGGAGACUGCGUCGAGGGCUGCGUCUGCGACAUCGGCUACGUCCUGGAGGACGAUGCCUGCGUGCUGGCCGACCAGUGCGGCUGCCUCUACAAGAACAAGUACUACAAGGUUGGCGACACGUUCAUCUCAGACGACUGCACGAGCUCGUGCCUGUGCGACGCGGGGGGCAUCGACUGCCAGGCGUUCACGUGCCCGGAGUUCCACACCUGCGCCGUGCUGGAGGGGGGCAAGGCCGGCUGCCAAGCCAACGCGAAGCACUGCCACGCGUCGGGCGACCCGCACUACACCACCUUCGAUGGCAAGUACUUCGACUUCAUGGGCACGUGCACCUACAUGCUGGCAGCGCCGAGCCCCAGCUACAAGGGCUCGCACCCGGCGGCGUGGCACGUCCUUGUGCAGAACGAGCACCGGUACGGCUCCACGGCCGUGGCGUACACGCGCACCGUCGAGGUGCGGCUCGACCGCGACGUCAACGUCAAGCUGCAGUUCGGUGGCGCCGUCCUGGUGAACGACGAGAGUGUGAGCCUCCCCGUGGGCCUGCCCAACGGCACGGUGGUGAGGGCCGGAAAGUUUGCGGUGCUCUCCUUCCCGGCGGCGGGGCUCACCGUCAAGUACGACGGCUACAGCUACGUGGACCUGCGCCUCCAGGCGUACUACGCGCGCAACCUCAGCGGCCUCUGCGGCGACUUCAAUGGCGACCCGGGCGACGACUUCGUGGGGCCCGAUGGGGAGCUGCACGCCACCGCCUACACCUUCGGCAGCUCCUGGCAGUUCCCGGUUGCCAGCAACAACUCGGCCUGCGGGUUCGACUACGGCCGAAUGGUGAAGCCAAACAAUGCCGACUUGGACAGUGCCGCCGGGCCGUGCAGUCCCCUCAAGAGCGCGACGUCACCGUUCGCCGCGUGCUUCAACGCUGUGCCGCCCGAGCCCUUCCACAGCAACUGCGUGUUCGACCUGGCGCUCACAGCGCUCAGCGAUGAGCUGCGCUGCUCCCACCUGCAGGGGUACUUCGACACAUGCCUGGGCAGCGGCGUGAGCCUCGGCGAGUGGAGGGCGUCCUUGAAUUGCCCGCUGAGCUGCCCGGCGAACAGCGCGUACAAGGCGUGCGCAUCGCCGUGCCUGAGCGCGUGCGGCUUCCCCAGCGCCGCGUGCCCAAAACGGCAGGCAUGUGUCGAGGCGUGUGAGUGCAGCCCGGGCUUCUUCCUGCACGACGAAGCCUGCGUGGACGCGGCCAGCUGCGGCUGCACCAUGGACGGCAUCUACCAUCCCGUGGGCGACGAGUGGUGGUCAUGGGACUGCUCGUACCACUACACCUGCUACUCGCAGUACAACAUCUCGAAAGACCCCAGCGGGUGCAUGGGCAACGAAGUCUGCUUCCUGAAGAACGGAAUGCUGGGAUGUCACCCUGCUGAGGUGCGGCUGUCGUGCCAGGAUGAGCGGAUGUCAGCCUACAUCCCCAAGGUGCUGGUGGCGGGCCACAACGCGAGCGACUUCUCGCUCAAUGACGGCUCGCCCCCGGGCUGCUCGCCACUCGACAAUGGCCAGUUCAUCGUCUUUGACAUCGGCAUCGUGGACUGCGGCGCCGUGUGCCAGGAGACGGACUCGCAGAUGAUCUUCUCCCAGACGCUCACCCUCAAGUCGGCCAACAGGAGCCUGCCCAUCAUCCGCAACUUCAACGACAUCCAGGUCCCGCUCACGUGUAAGUACGACAAGCGCCGCAGCCUGGCGGUGAACUUCGUGCCGGACACGGGCAGCAUCUUCGUGACGGAAACGGGCUUCGGCGACUUCGUCUUCAACAUCGAGCUGUACCACUCGGAGCGCUUCGCGCUGCCGUACAAGAAGAGCGACUACCCCGUGCACUUCAAGGAGAACCAGAACGUCUUUGUGCAGCUCGCCGUCAAGUCCAACCUGAGCGUCACGCUCUUCACCGAGAACUGCUUCGCAACCCCCAGCGGGGACCCCCAGGACCCCAUCCGAUACGACCUCGUCAAGAAUGGCUGUGUGCUGGACUCGACAUGGAAGAGCUACAGCAGCUUCCUGAAGAAGAACCAGUUCAGCUUCACCGCUUUCGCCUUCGUCGGGGAGUUCAAGCAGGUCUUCCUGCACUGUGACGUGCUGGUGUGCAAGGCGGGCCAGGCGGGCACGCGCUGCCAGCAGGGCUGCGUCAACAGCGCCCGUCGCAGGAGGAGCGCCGGCGCCAUGGGCGAGAUCGUCGAGUCGGCGGUGCACACCGUGUCCCGCGGGCCGCUCGUAAUCGGGGAACCGAACCGCUCCUCCGUGGCCGUGUCGCAGUUCGUGACUCCAAUCGCCGUCAUCGCCGCCGCCUUCAUCGUGGCGGUCGCCCUCGUCUACCGCAAGAAGCGAUCCUUGCGCAGAGGAUACCGGCCACUGUCUCCCCACUCGUCCAGAUAGACCACCAACAACAUCAUCAACAUCACCAUCAACAUCAUCACCAUCAAAAUCCCCGUCACCGUUGCGCAGAGGAUACCGGCCCCUGUCUCCCCAUUCGUCCAGGUAGACCACCAUUAACAUCAACAUCAUCAACAUCAUCAUCAUCACCAUCAUCAACAUCAUCACCAUCAUCAUCAACAUCAUCACCAUCAACAUCAUCACCAUCAACAUCACCAUCGUCAACAUCAUCACCAUCAACAUCAUCACCAUCAACAUCAUCACCAUCAACAUCAUCACUAUCAACACCACCAUCAACAUCAACACCAUCACCGACAUCAACACGAUCAUUGCACAGAAGACACAACAGGUCUUCUGCAGACCCCUAUGGAUGAACGCAAUCAACAUCAUCAUUAAGACAUCACCACCACCACCAUCAUCACCCCGCACCUCCGAUUAGCACAGUUGGCUAUGCACUGUGCAAAAGAAGCCCAACAUACAUACAUCAUCAUCGAGCACAGUUAGUAUGUGAGCAAUGUUAGUCUAAGGGCAAUGAUAGUCUAUGAGCAGUGUUAGUCUAUGAGAAAUGUCAUUAUAUGGGCAAUGAUAGUCUAUGGGCAAUGGUAGUCUAUAUGCAAUGUCAGUGUAUGGGGAAUGUUAGUCUAUGCACAAUGAUAGUCUAUGGGCAAUGGCAGUCUAUGGGCAAUGCUAGUCUAUGGGCAAUGUUAGUAUAUGAGCAAUAUUGAGUCUAUGGGUAGUAAUAGUAUAUGGGUAGUGUUAGUCUAUGGGCAGAGUUGAGUCUAGGGGUAGUGUUGAGUCUAUGGGCAGUGUUAGUCUAUGGGUAGUGUUGAGUCUAUGGGUAGUGUUGAGUCUGUGGGUAGUGUUGAGUCUGUGGGUAUUAUUGAGUCUAUGGGCAGUGUUAGUCUAUGGGUAGUGUUGAGUCUAUGGGUAGUGUUGAGUCUGUGGGAUAGUGUUGAGUCUAUGGGUAGUAUUGAGUCCACGGGCAGUGUUGAGUCUAUCGGUAGUGUUGAGUCUAUGGGUAGUAUUAGUCCAUGGGCAGUGUGUAUGUACGUUUAACUUCUUUCGCACUGUACGUAGCCAACCGCGCCAAUCGGAGGAAUUGCGAUUGCAGGAUGCACAAAGUUAACACACCAAAAAAAAUCAGUGAGUUUGUUACGAUGAUGCUGAUCUAAAAGUGCAUCACGGCUCCCACUGGCUUCCUAACAUCGGAAGGGAAGAGAGCGUUCCAGACGGGCCGCAGCAACAGCAGAACCUGAAAGCGCCGCGUGACGACGAUGCAAUUUUGGUGGUGGCGACGGUGGUGGUGGUGGUGAUGGUGGCACAGUAGGGGGGUACAGCCGGUGGUUGCAUCUGCCGGUCAUCUCAGUCAGCCACAACCCAUGGCACCUGCUGGGUCUGUCCCGUGACCUCCUGUCAGCGGCGAACAUUCAACACUUCACGUGACGGCCUCAAAGUGCUACCUGGCCUGGCCGGUGAUGAUAGUGACGGUGGUGGCGGUGUUGGUGGUGGUGGCUACGUGGGUGCUGAUGUUGCCGAAUGAGUACCGCGUUUAUUAAAACACCGAUUCCGAUCGUCAUUUUCUGUCAAAAUCGAUCGUUCUGCUGCUGUUGCUGAUCAUGAUGAUGCUACUGAUGCUGAUCAAAGUGCUGCUGCUACUGAUGCUGCUGCUGUUUAACGCUGAUGCCGAUGACUCCCAGAGUUGUUUAAUAAAGAGUCAUUUAAUUCA